CCCUAAUCUAAUGCUGCUGCUCUUUCAGUCUUAAGAGGACAUUCUCAGAGGCAGUCAAAAGAGAAAGCGAGAGAGAAAAGGGUUUGGUCAAGAAAAUAAAAAGCUCGCUUUUUUCUUCUUGUUUUGUCUGGUUUUGAUUCUUCAAUGGCGUUGUAUCUUCUAUACGAGUCAGCUUCUGGGUACGCGCUGUUCCUCGCUCACGGCCUCGAUGAGAUCGGUCAGAACACCGAGGCGGUCAGGAACUCGGUGUCGGACCUAAACCGUUUCGGGAAGGUCGUGCAGCUAGCCGCUUUUCACCCUUUCGAAUCUGCCCUCGACGCCCUCAACCAGUGUAACGCCAUCUCCGAAGGGCUUAUGACUGAUGAGUUGAGAAGCUUUUUGGAGCUUAAUCUCCCAAAAGUCAAGGAAGGUAAGAAGUUAAAGUUCAGAUUAGGAGUAGUGGACACUAAGGUUGGGUCACAUAUCCAUGAAGUGACUAAAAUUCCAUGUGAAAGUGGCGACUUUAUUCACGAGCUUCUUCGUGGUGUGCGGCUACAUUUUGAUAGGUUUUUAAAGGACCUAAAGACUGGAGACUUGGAAAAGGCCCAACUUGGUCUGGGACACAGUUACAGCAGGGCAAAAGUGAAGUUCAAUGUUAACCGUGUCGACAAUAUGGUGAUUCAAGCAAUCUUCCUUCUCGAUACUCUUGAUAAGGAUGUCAAUUCCUUCUCAAUGCGAGUCAGAGAAUGGUACUCGUGGCAUUUUCCUGAAUUGGUGAAGAUUGUCAGCGACAACUAUUUAUAUGCCAAAGUUGCAAAAUACAUAGAGGAUAAGUCAAAGUUGUCUGACGAAAGUAUCCCAGGCUUGACAGAGGUAGUUGGAGAUGAAGAUAAAGCAAAGGAGAUUGUAGAUGCUGCCAAGGCUUCCAUGGGACAGGAUUUGUCUCCAAUUGACUUGAUAAACGUCCACCAAUUUGCACAGAGGGUAAUGGACCUAUCUGAGUAUAGGAGGAAGCUUUAUGAUUAUCUGGUUUCGAAGAUGAAUGACAUUGCACCAAAUUUGGCCUCUUUAAUUGGUGAAGUUGUUGGUGCUCGUUUGAUUUCUCAUGCUGGUAGUCUCACGAAUUUGGCCAAGUGCCCAGCUUCUACCCUUCAGAUCCUUGGCGCAGAGAAGGCACUCUUCAGGGCAUUGAAAACAAGAGGAAACACACCCAAGUAUGGUCUGAUAUUCCAUUCGUCUUUCAUUGGUCGAGCAUCUGCAAAGAACAAAGGCAGAAUGGCACGUUUUCUUGCAAACAAGUGUUCUAUUGCAUCGCGCAUUGACUGCUUUGCAGAUAAGGCAACUACUGUUUUUGGUGAGAAACUUAGGCAACAAGUUGAGGAGCGACUUGACUUUUAUGACAAGGGAGUUGCACCUCGCAAAAAUAUUGAUGUGAUGAAAGAUGCAAUUGAAAGUGCAGAAAGUAAAGAUACAGAGAUGGAAACCGAAGAAGUUCACGUGGAAGCUUCAGGAAAGAAAAACAAGAAAAAGAAAUCAAAAGGUGCAGCUGCAGAGAAUGGUGAGCCUGCUGCUGAUGAUAACCCAACUGCUGUUGCAAAUGGUGAAGCCCUGGAGGAUUCUAAGUCUGAAAAGAAGAAGAAAAAGAAGGAGAAACGCAGAAUGGAUCAGGAGCUGGAGCUACAGGAUGGCCAGAAUGCGGAGCAGGAUGGAACAGCUAAGAAGAAGAAAAAGAAGAGCAAGGAUGCAAAUGGAGAGGACCUGCAGUCUGCCGAUGGUAAGAAGAAAAAGAAGAAGUCAAGAAAUGAAGAUGCUGAGUGAACUUGAGAGCUUUGCACAUGCUGCACUCUGUGUUGACCCAAUUUUGUGUUUAAGACCAGUAUCCUGUGUUUUUCCUUUUGACAUUUGAGGAUGAUUAUUGUAGUAGGAAACUGCUCUAUUUAUAUCUGCUAUUCUGGUUGACAAUGUUUCUACUCGGUAUAUAUCCAUAUUUUCUCGGUGUUUUUA
Molecule: messenger RNA, 1983 nt
Organism: Carya illinoinensis
Lineage: Eukaryota; Viridiplantae; Streptophyta; Magnoliopsida; Fagales; Juglandaceae
Product: nucleolar protein 56-like
Exons: 8
Coding region: 145-1797 (550 amino acids)
Cellular component (GO): small-subunit processome; box C/D methylation guide snoRNP complex
Molecular function (GO): snoRNA binding
Source: RefSeq, a predicted model, not a curated record